Messenger RNA from Dibothriocephalus latus, 648 nucleotides. The record is from the annotation of a GenBank genome assembly. NCBI's taxonomy places the organism in Eukaryota, Metazoa, Platyhelminthes, Cestoda, Diphyllobothriidea, Diphyllobothriidae.
AUGGACUCCAGAAAGAGCCUGAAGGCUCAGACAACUCCGCGACCUGGUUACACUACUGGCAUCCUUCCCCCUCGCACCACCAGUCUGCCGCGUCCUCUGGUGAACGGCUCCGCGGAUCUGAUUUCCCGAGGCGGAGAAGAAGACAGCCAGGCCUCCAAAAUUGGACCCUCACAGCGCAGGGUCAUGGCCCACGCACCACAGACUCGUACCCUACCCACUGACACCAGCAGAUAUGGGGGCACACCCUCAGGAGGUACGUCGGGUGCCUUAACGGACGGCUACCGAAAUCACUCCAAUGUGACGCAGCACAGAGCCCGUUCGACCACACUCAGUGGCGGCUUACCGCCACCGUCCAUCUCUGGCCUUCGGCCGGUUAGUCGUUCGCCCGGCUACCUACUGCCCUCUGAGAUUGGUAGCCGCACUAUGGCUGUCAACGGUGGAGGUCGCAGUCGCUUUCCGCGGACUGCAUCCGAGGGACGCCGAACCGCCACUGCCGACUUUACACCUACUUCUUUGAGCGACGUGGACAGCUAUGGAGAAAUGCAGUUUCCUACAGUACAGAGCUGGUUGCGGUCACCGGUGCCAACUAGGGAACAAAAGGUGAGUACUGUCCAUCCUCUUGUUGUAGCAGAGUUCCUGUCUCCUUAG